AUGGCUUGGAGCAUAUCUUUCCUCGAAUUCUCCCCUCUUCUACACGUCCUCCUCCUAGUUUCAGUUCCUGCUGGCUGGGUUGGAUGGAUCCUCUAUGCCAGGUGCAUUCAUCCACUAGCAAAGUUUCCCGGGCCGCUUCUAGCAUCGGUCACUCGACUUUGGCUUAUCUUUGAUGUCGCGAGUGGUAAUGCCGAGAAAUCGCAGAGACGACUCCACGAGAAGUACGCGCCAGACGAGGUGGCUAUAGCAGAUCCUGACGCUAUCAAAACCAUCUACGGAGCUCACUCUGGUUUUACCAAAACCGACUUCUAUCUCCCCUUCCGAGCAACAUGGGGCAGAUAUCCAGACGCUUUUACGAACUUAGAUGAGCGUCAGCACGCCGAGCGCCGAAGGAUCGUCAGCAGUCUCUACUCUCUGUCAAACAUCCUACAACUGGAAGAGGGCAUUGACGCCUGUAUCGAAAUGCUCGUGGGCAGGCUUAAAGAGCGCGCCGCGACGAAUAGGGCCGUUGAUAUGGCGGAGUGGGUGCAAUGGUACGCUUUCGAUGUCAUUGGAGAGCUAUUCUUCAGCCGCAAGUUCGGCUUCAUGGAGAACGCGCACGAUCACCAACGCUACAUCCACGCCUUGGACCUGGUCACUCCGUUCUUAGCUGUGGCGUGCGUUAUGCCGGCGUACAUGCGACCCUUCUUCCUUGCGAGCGGAGCCAUGGUACCUCGUGUGUUCAGGGCGCUCAACGCUCUCAAGCACAUCGAGAGCGCGUCUGAUGCGUGUGUCGCUGAGGGAAGACUUGGCUUCAAGUGCGAUCGAGGCCGCAAAGACAUGCUCGAUGGUUUCUUUGACAUUUGGCACAAGAAGGGAGAGGCAAAAGACUUUACCUUGAUGGAAGUGAAGAUGGAGGUCUACGGCACAUUCAUUGCCGGCUCCGACACAACUGCAGCUGCGAUAACAGCCAUACUGUAUCACCUCGUGCGAACACCCUCAGCCUACGCUAAACUCACCGCCGAGAUUGACGAAGCGACUGCCUCUGGGCUCCUGAGCCUCCCUACUGUCCAGUAUCACGAAGCCGUUGGGCUUCCGUACCUCGUCGCUUGCUGUAAGGAGGGCAUGCGACUGCACCCUAGCGUAGGCUUGACACUUCCGCGCCAUGUGCCCGCAGGUGGGUGCAUCAUCGCGGGUGAAUGCUUUCCUGAAGGCACGCGGGUGGGUGUCAACGCAGCGGUCGUGCAACGGGACAGAAAAAUCUUCGGAGAGGAUGCGGAUGAGUUUGUACCUGAACGAUGGUUCCGCAAAGGCGCAGCAAGGAUCAAGAGGGUGAUGUUCCAGUUUGGUGGUGGCUCAAGAACGUGUAUUGGGAAGAACAUCUCGCUGUGCGAAAUGUACAAGCUGAUCCCCCAGCUUCUGCGCUCCUUUCACAUAACGCCUUCGGAGCCCGAGAAGGAAUGGGAGACGCACAACUACUGGUUCAACAAGCCGUCUAAAGUGCGCAUGAUGCUUAGCACUAGGACACAUGGUUCGGUAAAACUAGCACGAAAAUAG
Messenger RNA from Macroventuria anomochaeta, 1536 nucleotides. RefSeq names its product cytochrome P450. The transcript has 7 exons. The coding region runs from base 1 to 1536 and encodes 511 amino acids. Gene Ontology annotation, molecular function: oxidoreductase activity, acting on paired donors, with incorporation or reduction of molecular oxygen; iron ion binding; monooxygenase activity. The record is from RefSeq and is a predicted model, not a curated record. NCBI's taxonomy places the organism in Eukaryota, Fungi, Ascomycota, Dothideomycetes, Pleosporales, Didymellaceae.